AUGUCUGCCAGCCAGGACUUCCUGUAUGGGAAGCCUCGCAACAAGAAGAAGAACAAUGAGCAGACAGCUUCGGAUCUCGCUUUCUCCUCCCAACUCUCGUCGCUGAUCACCCAAGGCGCGACUGACUCCCCCAAGGGGCGCCAGCGUCCUUCCAAAACUCCGAAAUCCGAUAUCUUUGGAACUCACAACAAAGGGCUCCAGAAGCGCGCUGCCACCGAUCUCCUGGAUGAUAACCGUGCACUCAAGCAAGCUCAUCUGAAGACUCAAGACAUCGGUUCCGUCGACACCGCCACACUGGGCCGCUCUCGCCGCCGCAUGGAAGAGAAAGCGCAGAUGUACGACGACAUGAAGAAGGGUCUGCAUCUCGCAGGUGAUAGCGACGACGAAGACGCUCCAAUUGAUCCCCUCGACCCGGAGGCUUAUCUCAAGCGACUGCGACGCAAGGAGAAGGAGGGAUUGAUUGAUUUCGAUCAAAAGCACGCAAACGAAGAUGACUUGAAGCAUGAUGAAUCAGAUGAUGACAUGGCCUCGGUUGUUUCCUACGAAGAUGAGUUUGGUCGUUCCCGCCGUGGCACUCGUGCGGAGGCUGCGGAAUCUGCUCGUGCAAAGAAUGAAGAAGCCGGCGGCACAUCUGCCCAGGAGCGCUGGAAACCAGCCCGUCCCGACAAUCUCAUCUAUGGAGAAGCUAUCCAAUCUGAAGCGUUUAACCCGGAUGCCAAUAUCGCGUCGCAAAUGUCUCAUCUCGCUGCUCGUCGUGAUCGCUCGCCUACUCCCCCUGAGUCUAAGCACUACGACGCUGAAGCGGAAGUGCGCAACCGUGGAACUGGUUUCUAUAGCUUUUCCACAAACGAGGAUGAGCGCCGAAAGCAGAUGGGAGAGCUUCAGGCCGAGCGGCUCCAUACACUCUUUAAGCGGCAAACCUGGGAAGAAUUGGAGGAGGAACGAAAAGUCGCAGCCGAUCUCAGAUGGGAAGCGAUGAAGGAGGAACUCGCACGCGAUAAGAUCAUGCUUGCUGAAAGGGCUCGUCAGGAUGCACUCAAUCCCCCAGUUUUCGACCCAGAUGACAUGCCUGACCCGGAGCUUGACUUUCUGUGCAACGAAGACAUGCAAAGACCGAGUUAUCGUCGCCCCAAGCACCGCUUCUAUCUGUGGAAAUGA
This is a messenger RNA of Penicillium brevicompactum, 1158 nucleotides long. Its product is annotated as CCDC174 family protein. The transcript has a single exon. Gene Ontology annotation, cellular component: nucleus. The record is from RefSeq and is a predicted model, not a curated record. The coding region runs from base 1 to 1158 and encodes 385 amino acids. NCBI's taxonomy places the organism in Eukaryota, Fungi, Ascomycota, Eurotiomycetes, Eurotiales, Aspergillaceae.